Molecule: messenger RNA, 2155 nt
Organism: Malania oleifera
Lineage: Eukaryota; Viridiplantae; Streptophyta; Magnoliopsida; Santalales; Ximeniaceae
Product: zinc finger CCCH domain-containing protein 34
Exons: 8
Coding region: 289-1779 (496 amino acids)
Molecular function (GO): metal ion binding; mRNA binding
Source: RefSeq, a predicted model, not a curated record
AGAUCAAACGCUUUGAAAACAAGAGAGAGAGAGAGAGAGAGUGAGAGAGAACCAGAGGGAGGGAGGGAAGAGGGAGAGAGAGAGAGAGAAGCAAAGCAAACCAAGACAAUCCAAACUACCCGAAAAGUCUCUCUCUCUCUCUCCCUCUCUCUCGCUCUCUCUCUCUCUCUCUCUCCUAAAAUUCUCCAUUUGAUCACUACUACAGGGUCUCAUUCCUCUGUACAACAUUCCGCGGCUCGGGUUUUGCUCCCCCACCGUCCGUGCAGCUCCGGAAAGCGGGUCCGUACAAUGGAGCGGUACGGUAGGGGCUCGGCCACGGAGGGGUCGCAGCCGGAUCCGCCGCCGAAAUGGAGCUCGCUGCCGGCCGAAACAGGGCUCGAAGAGCCCGUGUGGCAGCUGGGAUUGGGCGGCGGCGAUUCGUACCCGGAGCGGCCGGGCGAGGCCGACUGCAUCUACUAUUUGCGCACGGGCCUUUGUGGCUACGGCGCCCGGUGUCGGUUCAAUCAUCCUCGCGAACGUACUAUGGCUGUGGGGGCUGGAAGAGCUGGGGGUGGAGGGUAUCCAGAACGAGUGGGGCAACCUGUAUGCAAGUUUUAUAUGAGGACUGGAACUUGUAAGUUUGGUACUUCUUGCAAGUACCAUCAUCCGAGACAGGGAGGUGGACCUGUUAGCCCCGUCUUACUAAAUUAUUUAGGAUACCCUCUACGGCCAGGUGAAAAGGAUUGUUCCUUCUACAUUAGAACGGGAGAGUGCAAAUUUGGCAUAAGCUGUAAAUUCCACCAUCCACAGCCAGCAGAUGUUCAAAUGCCUGCACCAAUGCCAGCUCCUGCAGCAUCACCUGUGCCCGCAGCUGUACCUCCAGCUGCUUUAUACCCAUCAGUGCAGCCUCCCUCUGGCCCUUCAUCUCAACAAUAUGGGUUUGUGCCUGGUGUUUGGCAAGUUCCAAGGUCUCCUGUGGUACCAGGCUCAUAUGUCCAAGGGCCUUAUGGUCAUGUUCUGCUUCCCCCAGGGAUUGUUUCAAUUCCUAGUUUGAGUCCUUACCCGGCUCCGUUGAGUCCAGUUGCCUCUCCUAGUACUCAACCCUCUGCUGGAGCAUUUUAUGGAGUAGCACAAUUCUCUCCUUCAGCGCCUGCCUAUACUGGGUCCUAUACACCCAUGCCUUCUCUAGGCCCUUUGAUUGAUUUCCCAAAGGAACACACAUUCCCAGAAAGACCUGGUCAACCUGAAUGCCAGUAUUACAUGAAAACAGGUGAUUGUAAAUAUGGAUCCUCUUGUAGGUAUCAUCAUCCUGCAGAAUGGAACGCAUUGAAAGCAGAUUGUUCUUUUAGCCCUGCGGGUCUUCCUUUGCGCCCAGGAACAGCCCUUUGUGCUUACUAUGCUCAACAUGGAAUGUGCAAGUUUGGGCGUACAUGCAAAUUUGAUCAUCCAGUGGGAACUCUAAGUUACAGUCCAUCUGCCUCUUCUCUUGCUGAUAUGCCUGUUGCUCCUUAUCCCGUGGGAUCUUCAGUUGGUACUUUGGCUCCAUCAUCCUCAUCUUCAGACUUGCGGCCUGAACUUAUUUCAGGAUCCAACAUGGACUCCUUGUCGACAAGAAUGGCUUCUUCUACAAGCACAACUAGUGGUUCAGUUGGUUCGAUUUUAUCAAAGAGUGCUCCUGCUCCUCAUUCCACUGUUCAACAAUCUGGUCAGAGUACCACCCCUACAAUUGGCCAUAGUAGCAUGGCUCAAGAAGGGAAAGUUUUCCAUUCCAUGGAUGUAAAUGCAGGAAUGAUCCCAUAGAAUUGCGACGCCCCCCUGUAGAAGGCAAAUCUGAUCUACGCAGGUUUAGCUUGCAAGACUCUGGCAGGCUGUGUCAGGUUGAUUAUUUUUCAAUUAUGGAUCCCAGGCAGAGGUGCUUCGAAGCAACAGGAAAAGUUAAAAAAAAAAAAAAAGUCACAAUGAUGAGAUGUGGAAAAAAGUCACAAUGAUGAGAUGUGCUUAUCAGGCAUUGCUUUGGUGAACAUGAGAUAGGCUUUGGGUUUGAGAUUGUUUUUCUACUAGUUUUUUCAGCUCCUUUACGUACAUACACAAGAAACACUGUUUUCAUUGAUUUGAACAUUAUUGUUAUGCCAAUUAUGUUGAUUUUUUCCGUUCCUAGGCAGACAUCUAGGCAGAC